Rhodamnia argentea is the source of this 1930-nucleotide messenger RNA. RefSeq names its product T-complex protein 1 subunit zeta 1. Gene Ontology annotation, biological process: protein folding. The record is from RefSeq and is a predicted model, not a curated record. Gene Ontology annotation, molecular function: ATP hydrolysis activity; ATP-dependent protein folding chaperone; ATP binding. Lineage: Eukaryota; Viridiplantae; Streptophyta; Magnoliopsida; Myrtales; Myrtaceae. The transcript is spliced from 15 exons. Bases 136 to 1743 code for a protein of 535 amino acids. Gene Ontology annotation, cellular component: chaperonin-containing T-complex.
CAGAAAGCCCUAACGCCUGCUACUUUCUAGUUCGUCGAAGAGCUUCUUCACUCUCUCUCUCUCUCUCUCUAGCCUGCACUACGCGGUACGCUCCCUAGAUUCAUCGACGGUUUCCUCUCUCCCCGGCUGCGCAAGAUGUCUCUGCGGGUGCUGAAUCCGAAUGCGGAGGUUCUCAACAAGUCCGCGGCGCUCCACAUGAACAUCAACGCCGCGAAGGGCCUGCAGGACGUCCUCAAGACCAACCUCGGACCUAAAGGCACCAUCAAAAUGCUUGUUGGUGGAGCUGGGGACAUUAAGCUCACUAAGGAUGGGAACACUCUCCUGAAGGAAAUGCAAAUUCAAAACCCAACCGCAAUUAUGAUUGCAAGGACUGCUGUUGCGCAAGACGACAUUAGCGGUGACGGAACAACAUCCACAGUCCUCUUCAUUGGCGAGCUUAUGAAACAAUCUGAGCGGUGUAUUGAUGAAGGCAUGCAUCCACGUGUUCUGGUUGAUGGGUUUGAGAUUGCGAAAAGAGCAACCCUCCAGUUUCUUGAGAAGUUCAAGACUCCUGUUGUAAUGGGCGAAGAACCUGACAAAGAAAUUCUUAAGAUGGUUGCCAGAACAACCCUAAGAACAAAGCUGUACGAGGCACUGGCUGAUCAAUUGACAGAUAUAGUUGUUAAUGCGGUGCUCUGCAUCAGAAAACCUGAGGAAGCCAUUGACCUUUUUAUGGUGGAGAUUAUGCAUAUGCGCCACAAGUUUGAUGUCGAUACACGCUUGGUUGAGGGUCUUGUCCUUGAUCAUGGUUCGAGACAUCCUGAUAUGAAGAGACGAGCAGAGAACUGUUAUAUCUUGACAUGCAAUGUCUCCUUGGAGUAUGAGAAAAGUGAAAUAAAUGCAGGUUUUUUCUACUCAAAUGCUGAGCAGAGAGAGGCAAUGGUUGCUGCGGAAAGGCGUCAAGUUGAUGAGAGAGUUCAAAAGAUUAUUGAACUUAAGAACAAGGUUUGCUCAGGCAAUGACAAUAAUUUUGUUGUCAUCAAUCAAAAGGGGAUAGACCCACCAUCGCUCGAUCUUCUUGCAAGAGCAGGGAUUGUUGCUCUUCGGAGAGCGAAGAGGAGAAAUAUGGAACGCUUGGUCUUAGCUUGUGGUGGUGAGGCCGUCAACUCUGUUGAUGAUAUUACUCCUGAUUGCCUUGGUUGGGCUGGACUUGUCUAUGAGCAUAUCCUUGGAGAAGAGAAGUACACAUUUGUGGAAAAUGUGAAGAAUCCACAUUCUUGCACAAUUUUGAUAAAAGGACCUAAUGACCACACAAUUGCUCAAAUUAAGGAUGCUGUUCGCGAUGGUCUGAGAGCUGUCAAAAAUACUAUUGAAGAUGAGGCUGUGGUACUGGGGGCUGGAGCUUUUGAAGUGGCAGCCAGACAAUUCUUGAUGAAUGAAGUGAAGAAAACUGUCCAAGGGCGUGCCCAGCUUGGUGUUGAAGCGUUUGCUAAUGCCCUGCUGGUGGUGCCGAAGACCCUUGCCGAGAAUUCUGGGCUUGAUACUCAGGAUGUGAUCAUUUCUCUGACGGGCGAGCAUGACAGGGGGAAUAUCGUUGGCCUAAAUCAGCACACAGGGGAACCUAUUGAUCCCCAGAUGGAGGGUAUCUUCGACAAUUACUCUGUGAAGCGCCAGAUUGUAAACUCAGGGCCUGUCAUUGCAUCCCAGUUACUAUUGGUGGAUGAAGUGAUCCGCGCUGGCCGUAACAUGCGGAAACCUUCUUAGGGGGUUUUCAUAACUGUGUUUUUUGGUGAAUACUUUCUGAGGCUCGAGAAAUUUACUGUGUGGAGUCCUUAGGUCUGAAGUAAAGGAGGCCCCAGAUGAGAUUAAGUUCCUGGAAUGGAGCCAACAAGCGGUGGUUGGCACCCGUACUAGAGCUAUUUGAUUCGCAUGUUAUAUGAGUUUUGCCUUC